This is a messenger RNA of Ruditapes philippinarum (Manila clam), 6000 nucleotides long. RefSeq names its product NF-kappa-B inhibitor alpha-like. The transcript has a single exon. Lineage: Eukaryota; Metazoa; Mollusca; Bivalvia; Venerida; Veneridae. Bases 327 to 1538 code for a protein of 403 amino acids. Gene Ontology annotation, molecular function: protein binding. The record is from RefSeq and is a predicted model, not a curated record.
GAUUUCAAAACACGGAAGUUUAAUAUAAUUAUAUAUAUUGUUACACGUACAAAUAUUCAAAUAUAACUAAGUAUCAGCUAGUCAAAAUUUACUUUCCUUAUUUUGUGUUAAAGAGACUAACGUUUACAAAUUGUAUUACAUAUGUGUUAGGUUUCAUAGAUAUUUCACAACGUAUUAUAAUAAUUGUGUGAUCUUAUUGGAUAUAUUUGGCGCUUACUUCAUUGUUUCUAAUAUUAACACAAUUGAUCUAUUCAUACAUUCGGUGAUAUGAUUUCAAACUGUUUAGAAAUGCAGAUGAGUUGUCAUUAAAUUUAGUGACAAAGACAAUGAGAAAGUAUACAGACUUGAUAUUUACAAAAGUCAAAAUACUACAGUUUCCAAAGAGAAAGAAAAUGAUUUUUAUUGACAGUAUUAUCAAUUCAACUUUUCGUUUUGAUGGCGGACUGUAUUCGGAUUGGGAUUUACCUGAUAUAUCGAACGAUCAAUACACAGAUAAUCAAAAUUACAGUGAACACGACUGGGGUAAUUCUAAGUCAGGUUUUACUACGAAAAAACACUUACUGAGAGAAGAAAGAGAUCCAAAUCUUUUCGAAAGUCGACUUGAUUUUGAUUUUAUCAACACAAAACCUAGUUUAGAGACAAAGUGCUUGACAAAAGGUGAAGAGAAAUUGUGCGAGCAUGAUGCUUCAACAGAAGAGGAAACGAAACUUUAUACCGACAGAAUACUCAAACCUGAUAGGGAUGGAGAUAAUUUAUUAUUUAUUGCAAUCAUUUCUAAUAAAACGCACCUUUCUAUUCUUCUUAUAGAUUUGAUUUCACAUUAUUCAAGGCUUAAAGUGUUUAAUAAAUUGUUUCAGACAGCGCUGCAUUUAGCAGCUUUAACAGAAAAUGCAAAGAUAGCCAGGCGUCUUGUGAUUGCUGGUAUUGAUGUCGAGUUUCGGGACAGGUUCGGUAAUACUGCCUUACACAUUGCUUGUAGACAGGGUUUUACUGACGUGGUAGAAUCAUUGGUUACAGCGGUCACUUAUAAAGAGACACAACUUAAUUCAUACACAAUUCCAUACCAGCCAAUUCCUCAAAAUUUAGAUAUACGAAAUAGUGAAGGACUGACAUGUCUUCACUUAGCAGUCAUCCAUAAAUAUGAAAAGGUUGUUUCACUGCUUUUGUCGAAAGAAGCAAAUGUUGAUGUUAUUGAAAUGAAAGCAGGAAAAACGUGUUUACAUUUUGCAGCAGAAUCAGGAAGUGACAAAAUUGUUGAAAUUAUACUAUCAAGAUCUAGACCAAAACUUAGUGCAAAAACUUUUACUGGUUACACAGCGACGGAUCUAGCUCAUUACCGUGGUCAUGAUCGUGUUGUGUAUCUACUAAGAUGUAAAGGUGCGUCAGCUGCUAGACCCAUUGAAACUAUAGAGACAACAGAAUUAGAAGACGAUAUCAUGGAAUAUAGUACAGUCGACAUUGAUGAUUACGAGGAAGACAACCUUUCCGACAUUGAUUACGAGAGUGAAGAUGAUGACUGUAUAAUUUUAGAAGGAUAAAAUAAAAAAAAUAUUUUCUUUUUUUGUUGUUACAAAACAUGAACACAUCUAGAGUAUUUUUUUGUAUCUGUAAAGUUCUAACUUAGGAGAGAGAAGGCAUUUGUACUGGUAUAAAGUAUUUUUUAUAUAUUUACCGGUACAUUUAACAUUGUAAUAAUUAUCUGUAUUGAAGACAACUGAAGUUAUGUUGAAGAACAUCUUCUAGGAAUAUUACUCAUAAUUCUCAGUGUCAUUUACGGAAACAACAAAUAAGAAGUUCUUCUCGAAAUCGACUACUUGGUUAUGCUAAUGUUUUUAAGUGCUUAAAGUAUAUAUGUCGGUGAACUUUAAAAUCUUUGUACGGUUUGAACUUUUUUGAGGGGGAAACCGGAGUUUUAUAUAAAUACAAUAAGAGAUAUGAAGGACUUUGAUAUUAUACCAGCGAUAAGUGUGAAUAACAUUUUCAUACAGAUACUCUAGGUAUUAUAUCAUUUGCAUGCAAUAUAUCUAUCCUGGUUUACAAAUGAAUUAUAGUUCCGUAAACACAUGGUUGCUUUAAAUUCAUCUACUUGUAAACCUGGUUUUCAUUCAUUAAGGGAAUUUCAGAGAUCUUUCAGAGAUGACAGACACAUCGACUUUUGAAAUAUCGACAACUGCAUUAUUAAAUAUUAAAAAAAAAUAAAAAAGGCCAAGAAAAGUCUACAAAUGGAAAUACACGACAAUAUGCUGAAUUAACCUUAGCAAGAUGAAACAAAAGAAACACAAAAACAUAAACAUGUAUGCGCAGACAUAUUCAUUAUCUUUAUAAACACAAGCAGGUUUUAGCAUUAAACAAAAGUUGGACGGAUAUUUUGUUUGUUCAGAUAUUAAACAGUUAAUGGGUUUACAAUAUCACUAUUAAGGACUAGAAUAUCGGCUACAAAUUAAUGUUUGUGUAAACAAAAUUAGCUUAAUUAUCUUAUCAGAGUUUUGCCAAAAUAUGUCAUACUGUGAUCUUGCAACUAACUAAAUUAUUAUCAUAAUAUAACAUAUCUCAUUUAUCAUUUAAAUUAGAUGUUACAAUAUUCAGGUCAUUGGUAUAGGAUAAAGAAGACAAAAUGUUCAACCGGUAACAGAAAAAAAUGAUCGUAAUCUUGGGAAACCAAUGGUUUAAAAAUAUAACUUUCGUCAUCCUGUUUACAAAGUCUAAAUAAAUAAACAGGUAAUGCAUUAUAGCAACAAAGAGAAACGAUUUGAAGUUAUUUACACAUCUUAAGCAAUAUUCUAAACUUUAAAUAUUGAUGAUAAGAGGUAAACAUUUGAAAAAUAGCAUAAAUGAAUAGGUUAUAAAAACGUUCACGCAUGUAUUAUUAAUAACGCACAUACACGAACGCACGCACACACACGAACAUUCAUAUAAAUAUCAUAAUAAGGUCAGAUUAUUGUUGAGAUAGUCUAUGAAUAUUUUGUCACUUAAAUACAUAUAAAUAUACUUCUACCGUCAGAUAACACGGUCAUUUUAGUUUUUUUUUUACUUGUACAUUCCACUGACUUUCUCAACAAAAAUACAAAUUUGACAGAAGAAGAAAUCAAUACAUUAGCGAUUGUUAAAUCUUUUAUUGUGCAACCAUACAAAUACAUUUUAAUUGAAUAAUUCCACUAAUUAAAAAAAAUCAACUCAUAUACAUGAUAUUAUUUGUUCUUCAAAUGUUAUUUCCGCUUUUCUUUCUUUCUUUUUAUGAAUUCAAUAAAUGAUAUUAAUAUUAAUGUUAUUAAAUACAUGUAUACUGUAUGUGUUAUAAAUGUUAAUCAUUAUGCAAUGUGAUAAAAUGACAUUAUGUAUAUGAUUUGAUUGAUAUGUACAUUAUGUUUUAACCGUAUAUGCAAUUUAUGUCAGGUAUGAUUGGUAUGCCCAGACCCCUUCAGAUCUAUAACGGGACAAAUAAACGAAGUAACCCAGUUGGGACCUGAAAAAAAGGGAGAUAAAGGGGAAAGUUAUUGCUACUAUAGGCAACACCUAGGCAUUAUUUUAUAUUUUUAGUGCAAGUGUUGGUAUACUUUGAGAAAAUGGUCAUUCUUAUCAAAUCAAACUUGGGAAGUUUUAUUAAGUUUUAUAAGUCAACUUAACCAAAAACUUAUGGAAUUGAGAGCAAGACUUUCUUUUAUUUGGAUAAAGUGGUGACUCAUUAAUGCUUGAAUAUUAUCAAGAUUUACAGUUAUAGUUAAAAAUUAGAGGAACUUGUUUAGAUAAGAAACACAAAAAUGAAUUUAAAGCUAAAUAUCCACGUAAGAGCUAGCAGUUGUUUUGUUUACCUCAGACUAUUGUUUGUCUUGAAAAAUGACAAAAAUAUCUUGUCAACGUUAUCACCAGUGGUUGUCAGUUCUCUGAUCACCACCUUUCUGCUUCCGAGUUCCUUCUUUAUUUCAUUUUCCCUUUAUCCAUAAUUAAAUAUUUUUUUCCAAUACUUUUGGUUUCUCUUGUUCAAGUCAUUCUAAGGCAUCUUUCAUUUACUUUUGAAAGUCUGAAAAGAAAUAAAUUUCUGAAUAAUUUCAGUAUGAUUUAUUUUCUCAAAUAUUGACAGCAUUUAUUGUUUUGUCGUUAUUGUAUCAAACGCUUUAGUUUAUUGUAAGUUUUUCAUGUUUAUGUUACCAUUGUGCUCUGUAUUUACUAAAUCUUUACAAUAAUUCUUUGUACAAAAUGUAUAAUAAUUUUCAGUGAGAUUUAUUUUGCAUAUCUUAACCAUUUUAGUCCUUUGAACAAAAGUUGGGAAAUAUACAAUGUAUGACUGUAUUACCAUGCCAAUGGUCUGGAGUCUUUCAUUUUGUACAGGCAAUUGUUUUAAAGUCUUGACAUUCAAUUCUUUUAAUGAAAUUAAAAGCCAUUUUUCUCAGCACUGAUGUUUUACAAUGGUUUAGGUCAAAUCUGUCCGAUAGACAACACAUUUUAAUGUAUCUGGCACAUUUUCCUCAGGUGAAAAGUUUACAUGCGGUGUUCCCCAAGGGACUAUCUUGGGACCCUUAUUAAUGCAUAUUAAUUAUUGCAAACUGCAGUGAAAACAAACUUUGUCUUUAUGCAAUUGAUUCUGCUAUUCUUGUUGCAGAUAGAAAUAGGUCUUUUAUUGAAAAACAAUAUCAAAAACAACAACAACAACAACAACAACAACAAAAAACCAACAACAAAAAACAACAACAACCCCCCCCAAAAAAAAAAAAAAAAAAAAAAAAAAAAAAAACCAGAUGAACUUCUUCUGCCUUUUUAAGUCAUUCAUUGGUUAAUUGAUAAUAAACUUUACCUUCACUUAUGCAAGCAAAACGAGGACAAUGUUAUUUAGUUCUAAACAUUGGUUAAAGUAAAUGUCAGUUGUAAAGGAACUGAUAUACAGCCAACUUCAAAGUCAAAUAUUUAUGUGCUGCACUUCAUCACUCUCUCUGAUGAAUUAAUGUCAAGUUCCGUUAUUAAAAAGGCCAAUGUAAUGCUUAAGUUCCUGUAGAGAAAACAUGAUUAUUAUCUACAUAUUCCACACUUAAAUUUUCUGGUUAUGGCCCUCAUCCAAUGUCAUUUUGGUUAAGCAUGCUGUUUUUGAUUUUCCGUGGUUACUAAAUACUGAAGGGUAAACUCAAGGUCACACAAAUACGUUAAAAGCGUUUGUUCUUAAUCUUGGUCAGAAGUCACUCAUUGAACAUUUUAAAGUUUAAAUUAGCCACCAGCCGAAGAGGAAUAAAUCAAUGUUUUUUUUUAAAUAAAUAAUGGUUUUGCCCCUGAAUACAUGGAAGAAAACUGUAUUUACUUAGAUUAUGUUCAUACUAAAAUGAUAAGAUUUUGGUGAAAAUGGAUAAAGGUCAUAGGUUUUGGGCAAAGAUCAUUUGCAGAUAUUUGCUGUAAAAAAAUACACACACUUUCUUAAUGGGUACUGUAGUUAUCUCUAUUAUUCAUGUCUAUCCUUUUAUUCUAAUUUUGAUUAUUUUGUUAUAUUUAUUAUUCAUUUGAAUAUUUUAUGUACAUGUAUACUAUUGUCUUUCUUCAAUUCAAACUGUGAUAUUCAUCUUCAUGCCUCCCUUUGUCUUAACCAUCAGUAUCUGAGGACAACAAUGGAAAUAAGUGAUUAAAUUCUCUUUAUUGUGUUAUCCUAGGUAUGAUGUCUUUGAUGUGGGUUCAUUUCUCAAACAUGUUAAAUGUUUGUUUUAAUUGUUUUAUCAUGUAUUGAAUAUGUUUUACCAUGUUAUUUCAUAAUACUGAAAUAAAUCUAUCUAUCUAUAAAACUAGAUCAAUUUAUCCAAACAAAAACAUUUCUCUAUACAGAAAUGUAGACAGACACUACAAAAACAACGACAUUCCUUACAAAGUCUCAAAGCUGGAACAUAUUUCUUGUCAUGUGUGGCUGUGUUAAAGAAACAUUGAAAUCAUUUUCAAUGAGAAUGCCAUGUUUGUCUAUUAGAUUUGUAAGUUUAAAUUAAAGAAUAUUUUAACUGUUGAUCGGUGAAUAUCACAUUCAUAUAAUAUAAA